Molecule: messenger RNA, 3669 nt
Organism: Pipra filicauda (Wire-tailed manakin)
Lineage: Eukaryota; Metazoa; Chordata; Aves; Passeriformes; Pipridae
Product: hydroxysteroid dehydrogenase-like protein 2
Exons: 3
Coding region: 1917-2384 (155 amino acids)
Cellular component (GO): mitochondrion
Source: RefSeq, a predicted model, not a curated record
AGCAACAGGAUGAGGAGUAAUGGCCAUAAACUAAAACAGAAGAAGUUUCACCUCAACAUGAGGAAGAACUUAUUUGAGUGUGGUAGAGCAUGGGAACAGGCUGCUCUGGGGGGGAUCCUGGAGUCCUCCUCUGUGUAGAAAUUCAAAACCCAUUCCUGUGUCACCUACUGUAGGUGACCCUGGCUUGGCAUGGUGAUUGGACUAGAUCAGAGGUCCCUUCCAACCCUAAUGAGGGCUUUCAGUAGUUUUCCAGUGCCUGCAUGUUAGGCCUGCAAGUGGUGGGCAGCAGGGGAGCACAGGUUUACCACGGGCUGAGCACUCCUGCAUCUGUGCUUGCAGUCCAGUGCUCUGCAUCUCUACAAAGCAGAAACCCACAGUCCUGCAGUGGAGGAUCCCCCCACUCCCCAAAUUGCCCUUCCCUCUGACAGUACAGCAUUCAUCCUGGAGCAGAGCUGGCCGCCGACCACCCAGCUACUCACAGGAGAACGUGGUAGGCCCUUCUUUUUCAAGAGCUACUUCUUUAACUCCGUGGGACCAGGUAUUUUGCCCAUCAGCCUUUUCACUUACGCAAACUCAGGCAACUGCUGCCUGAGUAUCUGUGUUGUGUUUUAGCAAAGCCUCCCUGGCUGCCACGGCAGACCCGUCUCUGCUGGAGCCUCCAUCUGCCAGCUGCUUCUCACUUCCCAGCCUUCACCUGUGGCUGAGCUGAGUUCACCUGAGGAAGGUGAUGAGGAGAUGCAGCUGUGGAGAAGGAGGUGGCAAGGUCCUGGUGAGCACUGUCAGCUGGGCCCUGAUUGUCCUCAAGACAGUGAGGAGAUCUUUCAGGCCAGCAAUUGGCUCUGAACACACCAUGUGUCCUCCAGAUGACAAUCCCAACAAACUUGCUGCCUCCCUUCCAGCCCUCUGUGUUUUUGAGUGGCAUUUGAUGUUUUAUCAUCAUUCAAGUCUUAAAACAUUGCUUUUGAUGAAUAUAUCUCAGAUAUAGAAAUAGGUAGAAACAUGACAUUUUUCAGUUGGAAAGGGAGGAAACUGAGGAAAACCACUUGUGCAAGAUCAUAUAGUACACCAGGGGCGUAGAUCACUGGUAUUUCCAUCCCAUGGUCAGCAUGAUAUUGUUUCCUCCAUUCAUUAACAAAUGUGCACCCUAAUGAAUACUGUUGUUAUUUCAACAUACUAAGAAGAGAAUUUUUAGCAGGAGAAUUUUUAGCAGAAGAAUCAUUAUAUUUAAAAUAUUCCCCUUAAACUCACCACUAUUUGAUUGGAAUAUUAAAUAACAUUUGGAUAUUUAACAACAACAGUUAAGGACACUUAUGAGUAUACUGUUAGUAGAAGGAAUUCACAAAUUUGGCACAAAAUCUAAGAAUUUAUUAGAAAUGAGUAAGGACUGUAGAGGAGAGUUGAGGUGAGUUCUAAGUGGGGGUUUUUUCCAUUUUUUAGUAACAAAAUAGUUACAUAGUUAAAUUAAAUGAUAAUUAAUUAAAUUGGUUGCAAUUCCCUAACUCAUAACUUUUUUUUUGUUGUCCAGAACAAUGUCUAUAUUACUAUAUAUCAGCUAAUGACAUGGUUUCCUAUCUUCAAAUAUUUUUCUUUGCAGAUUUACGAGGUUUCUAGUUUCAAUGAUAGCAGUGAAGGUAGAUAGAUGUGGUGGGAAAAGCACUGUAUGUACAAGUUGAUCAAUUCUGGUGAUAAUGAAUGCCACUUGGAUUUCAAGUUGGUUGGUUUGUUUUUUCUCCCAAGAACUUGGACUUCAUUCAAGCUACUUGACAAAAGCCCUUUUCUCUCAUUUUGGAGGGUGAGAUUUAUGGAAGUGGCUGCAGAGCCUCUGUAUUCAAAGCUAGUGAAAAAAUGUUACCUUCUGCAGGACUUUGAAACCUUCGUGAUUUAUAAUCAGUGCCUUGUUUUGAAGAAUCCUUUUUAUGCUGAAGGUCACAGGUGCUGCCCAAGCAUUGAAAGAGGAGAAGACAGAAUCUGCUCCAGCCAAGCCAUCCGGGCCUGUUGCAGAAACAUUCAGAGUUAUUCAGGGGGCCAUGACGGAAGAGAACGUGAGAAGUACUCAGGGUGUCUUUCAGUUUGAAUUAUCUGGUGACGGUGGAGGCACGUGGUAUAUCGACCUGAAGAACAAGGGUGGGAGCACUGGCUUUGGAAAGCCCCCUGGGACAGCUGAUGUGGUUAUGAGCAUGUCGAGUGCUGACUUUGUGAAAAUGUUCACAGGUGAGGGACAAAGGCCUUUGUCAGACCGGUGCCCAGAAAACCUUCUGCUGAUGGGGGAGGAGACUGGCAUCUCGCUUUCUGAUCUGGGAUGGAGGAGCUUUCAGCUUUUUGUGGCUCAGGAGAAAGUACAGGCCAGAAGUGCUUGCAUUUUUCUGGACUCCUGUGUUUUGUGAACAGGAAGAGAACAAAAGCUUACUCUUCUUUUGUUAACCAGCUAUUGACAUUUUAGCAGCCAGCGUAGCUUCAGAAAGAAUCCAGUCAAUGUGUUGUAUUUGUGUUCUGCCCAGCUCUAAGCAGUGUUUCCUGAAUGUGCACUGCUUUUACAGGAGGACUUGGUAGGAAAAUAACCUGAUUUCUUUCAUCUCCCCUGAGACAUCUGAGUUAUAUGGUCUUUUCUCCAUUAAAAUCAGUCAUAAUCUAAUAAUUUCCCUAAGUAAUAGGAUACAACUAGCCCUCUUACAGAGUGUUUUCUGGCUCCAGAAAAGGUAGGUAUUGGUGAAGUUCUGUUGGACAAGAGGCAGUAUCAGAACUUUCACAAUGUUAAAUUGCUACUUUUCUUUGUGUGAUUUUCGCAUUUAUCACUAUUCAAAACAGUUCUGAACCUUCUUUAGCAAGCUUCAAAAUGAAGUCAGAAGAGAACAGAUUAUUCAUGAAAAAAGAAGUUAUCCAUUAAGUUAAUCAUUAUAAUCAAGACCUCAAAAUACUUCUACAAAUGAACUGGAAAAGUAAAUUCUAUUUUAAUUAAUCAGCCUCAUCAUUUUCAGCAAAGGGUUUUAAUAUUGUGAAAUAUAGAUAGAUAGAUAAAUACAUUGUUAGACUGAGAGAUUUUAAUUGUAUGAGAUUUAAUUGCAGUGUCUGAUUUUUACCACAUGGAUAAAACUAUGAAGUAUAUUCCAAAGCAGAAUUUCUAAAGAACUUGAAGAUCUUACUCUAAAGAUAUUACUGUUUCCUCUGCACAGCCUGUAUCCAGGUCCUUUCCAUUUUCUAAUGAUUCCUUUUCUCUUUUUAGAUAAGCUAAAGCCAUUCAUAGCUUUCAUGUCAUGAAAUUCUAGUGUUAAUGGUGACACAGUUCUACCGUCAAGUCUGCCACAGAUAAAUUUUGAACACUAGCAGAAAUACUGGCCUUUCAUAUAUAACUACAAUGCUUUUUUAAAGUGCCAGUCGUCAUUUCUUUUUUAUGAACUACAAGUAUUCAAUAGAUUUUAUGAUUUUUAGAGAAGUUACAACUCAGUUUGAAUAUAAUAUCCAACAGCGAACAUUUUUAAUAACUUGCUGUAAUGAUUAAAAUAAAAACUAUGUCCCAAAAUUCUGAUGUUUCAAGCUUAUAGGAACUGACCACUCCUAUCAGAUGUUAUUAAAAAAGGCUGAUGAUUUCAAGCUAUUGGAAAACACAGUGUAUGUGCUUGCAUGAAAAAUAUGGCUACAUAUAUUUUAUUUCUUUAGGGAGCCACCUUGAAA